AGGGUGAAUGACCAUGAGACUUGCUUCCUGUCACUAGGUCAUGGGGACUUAUGGGUAUGCUGCCCCAGAUUACAUCGAAACAGGGCAUCUCACAGAUAAGAGCGAUGUGUGGAGUUUUGGUGUGGUAUUGUACGAGCUCUUAACAGGCAGGCGGUCAUUAGAACAAAACAGACCCAGAUCAGAACAAAAACUUUUGGAUUGGGUGAAACAGUUUCCUGCCGAUAGCAAGAAAUUUGGCCAGAUAAUGGACCCUAGGCUCGAAAAACAGUACACUUUUAGUGCAGCUCAAAGAAUUGCCAAAUUAGCUAACAGUUGUUUGUUGAAGAGAGCAAAGGAUCGGCCAAAAAUGAGUCAUGUGGUGGAAACUUUGAAGCAGAUCAUGGAAGUUUCGGGUGGGGAGGGCCCUUCCAACAGUAGUUUUGAGCUUGUGGAAGAUGACCCUAUUGACUCAAGUGAGAUACCAAACCAAAUAGGGACCUCAGAAUCAGCAAAAAGAAGGAUGGCACACUUAGCUCAACUAGGUGAACAUGUUGGUGGACUGGGUAGAAGAGUAUUCAUGAUAACGCAGAGGGCCGAAGUGCCUUAAAAUUGUUGACACUGAGAAAUUGGGUUUUGUUUCUUUUUUCCUGUGUAUCAAUGCAAGGAGGUACCGUACUGGAAGUUGCAAGUAAAUACGGAUUGGGAUUGGUUGCAAUUAUAUGAGUCUAAGUUACGACAAGAAAAACUUAGGGUCAAUACUGAAUGUUAGAAUUGAUCUGAAGCAAUUCUUUUUGGUCGUAACAUUAGGUGAAAUUGUCAUCUCAUUGUUGUUUUGUAGUAACUUCAGUAUGACACCAAAAAGAAACUAUCUCAUAGUCAAAUACGAGAGAGAUGAUGUUGUGUUGUUCUAUCUUUUCUCCUCCAAAUUUUAACUAUUUCUUUAUAGGGUUUUGUAUCCAAAUUGGUAUAGAGGCAUUUUAUUUUUCCAUUUUAGUUGUUUGGAUUGUUAAGAUUAUUUUAGAG
This is a messenger RNA of Ilex paraguariensis (yerba mate), 1002 nucleotides long. NCBI's taxonomy places the organism in Eukaryota, Viridiplantae, Streptophyta, Magnoliopsida, Aquifoliales, Aquifoliaceae. The record is from the annotation of a GenBank genome assembly.